Molecule: messenger RNA, 987 nt
Organism: Staurois parvus
Lineage: Eukaryota; Metazoa; Chordata; Amphibia; Anura; Ranidae
Source: the annotation of a GenBank genome assembly
GGUGCCCCAUUUCAGCGAUCUCAGCAUACUCACGCUACCUCCUGCCGCCAUUUUCACCUGAGCCCUCAACCACAGCUCCCGGACUUCCCCCUGCACCAUCACCCGGUCCAGCCGCAGCAGGGCAUGACAUCACAUAUGGCUACCGCACACCAGCAUAAUGGAGCACUGCACCAGCCUCUGCCACCUCUGCCUGGCCUACCGUUCCAAGAGGUGGCCGGACCCUCCUUCCUACCUCAGGCCCUACACCAGCAAUACCUCCUCCAGCAACAGCUCCUCGAGGCUCAGCACCGCCGGAUGGUGCCACACCACAGGCGGACUCAGGAGCGAAUGUCUGUCCAUCCGCAUCGGUUACGUCCAGGCUUCGAGUUCAACCCACAAGUGCAGAUGCCACAACCUUUAGGGUCCCGGUACUUGGCCGAAGGGACAGACUGGGACCUCAGUGUGGAUGCCAGUUUGCCACAUGCACAGUUCCAGGUCAGACCUGUUCCUCAGCACUACCAACAUUACUUAACGAACCCGCGACUGCAACACUUCCCGAGGACUACGUCACUGACACAAAUGGUUGUCCAUGAAAUCAGAAAUUACCCUUACCCGCAGCUUCAUCUCCUUGCCCUCCAGGGUCUCAGUCCAGCGCGGCACACGUCUGCUGUGACGGAAAGCUAUGAAGAACUGCUGCAGUUAGAGGACAGACUGGGAAGUGUGACGCGGGGAGCGGUGCAAAACAUUAUUGAAAGAUGCACUUUUCCGCACAAGUACAAGAAGAGGAUACCACAUGAUGGCAAAGACACGAAAGAGGACGAGGAGGAGGCGGACACAGACGAGAAGUGCACAAUCUGCCUAUCAAUGCUUGAAGACGGAGAGGAUGUCAGAAGGUUACCCUGUAUGCACCUCUUCCACCAAGUCUGCGUUGAUCAGUGGUUAGCGACCAGUAAGAAGUGCCCUAUCUGCAGAGUGGACAUCGAAACGCAGCUCGGGGAGGACAGCUGA